Molecule: messenger RNA, 444 nt
Organism: Alternaria hordeiaustralica
Lineage: Eukaryota; Fungi; Ascomycota; Dothideomycetes; Pleosporales; Pleosporaceae
Exons: 2
Coding region: 1-444 (147 amino acids)
Source: RefSeq, a predicted model, not a curated record
AUGGCGCCCCGCAAGACCGUCGCCGGCGACAAAGCCCCGAAGGCCCCUGUCACCAAAAAGACCGCAAACAAAGUCAUCAAGCGACCAGCGCGCGGAUACCACAAGUUUCGAAAUGGCUUACUAAAUGUCACGCCCAAAGGUGAUGAAAAAGAGCUAUUCAAGCUACGGCAGCGCAAACAAAUCACGAUACUACAAUUCGACAUCGUUUCGCCCGAAAGCGUCAUAGAGCUCACAGAGUUCUUCUUUGUGCGCAACAAGUUUAUACUUGCUGACUCGCUCCCCGCGUUGCAAGAGCUGCGAGUUGAAGUAUACUCGGCCCAAGAUCCAAUUAUGACCCGCGAGAAAACGGAGGAGGCUGUACACGAGUACCUCGAACCAAGCAUCCGAGAAAUGUCGGUCGAAGUAAAGGUACACCAGACCAAUCGACCAUGGUCUGGUCGUUGA